This is a messenger RNA of Funneliformis geosporum, 139 nucleotides long. NCBI's taxonomy places the organism in Eukaryota, Fungi, Glomeromycota, Glomeromycetes, Glomerales, Glomeraceae. The record is from the annotation of a GenBank genome assembly.
UUCAAGUUUAAGUCAAGCUUUUGGUUUAGGACUUGAUUUGGUUAUUCUUGGUAACAAUAUGAAUGUAUACGGUAAUGAUGUUUAUCCUGAAUUGAAUAGAAUUAUAGAUAGUGAUACAAAGGUCAUCAUGGAUUAUGAA